Messenger RNA from Kwoniella botswanensis, 786 nucleotides. RefSeq lists its product as uncharacterized. NCBI's taxonomy places the organism in Eukaryota, Fungi, Basidiomycota, Tremellomycetes, Tremellales, Cryptococcaceae. Gene Ontology annotation, biological process: vesicle-mediated transport. Bases 1 to 786 code for a protein of 261 amino acids. The transcript has 7 exons. Gene Ontology annotation, cellular component: Golgi apparatus; membrane. Gene Ontology annotation, molecular function: small GTPase binding. The record is from RefSeq and is a predicted model, not a curated record.
AUGUCGCAAGGAGGAUACGCAGUAGUAGACGUGGAUGAUGAGAUAAACGAUCAAGGUAACGGACUCGAAUUCAAGACAUUUUUGCCUACCGAUUCUAAUGCACCUCGAGCUACAUCCCCUUCACCACCCCAUGUGCCCUACAGUCCAUUCAACUUGGCAUACUACCAGACGUAUUUUGAUGUCGAUACCAACACCGUUUUGAAGAGGGUAGGAAUGGCUAUGAUACCUCGUUCGGGAUUUAUAGCUGAGAAUUGUGAUGGUCAGAUUGAUCUUUACGGCCCAUUCUGGACAUUAACCACUCUAAUUCUCGUUCUCUACAUAACCUCAACGCUCCUCUCCUCGAUCACGCAAUACCUCCAAUCCUCCCAUGCAAAUUCCAACCUCCCCUUGCUCUCCACGGCAGUAUCAGUCAUAUACUUCUACGGACUCAGUCUUCCAGCGUUAUUAUGGGGAGCGACCAAAUGGCUGGGAGUAGGUGAAUGGGGUGUGGCUGAGGCUCUGGGUCUAUACGGUUAUUCAAUGGGUGUUUAUAUACCUGUUAGUUUACUGUGUUUGAUACCCGUUGGUAUACUUAGAUGGGUUUUGGUCUUUGGAGGUGCAGCAAGCUCAGGUUAUUUCUUAGUACAAAAUAUCUAUCCUGUACUUGCAUCAGCCGAUAACAAGAUGACCCGACUCCUCAUCAUUGCAGUCAUAGCACUACAUGGAGGAAUGGCAUUAGCCAUCAAAGUUCUCUUCUUCUCCAAUUCGACGAUAGGACCGGACCCCAUCCCUGAUCCAAUGUCAUAG